This is a messenger RNA of Gopherus evgoodei (Goodes thornscrub tortoise), 1053 nucleotides long. RefSeq names its product olfactory receptor 10C1-like. The record is from RefSeq and is a predicted model, not a curated record. The transcript has 2 exons. Lineage: Eukaryota; Metazoa; Chordata; Testudines; Testudinidae. Gene Ontology annotation, cellular component: membrane. The coding region runs from base 1 to 1053 and encodes 350 amino acids. Gene Ontology annotation, biological process: G protein-coupled receptor signaling pathway. Gene Ontology annotation, molecular function: G protein-coupled receptor activity; olfactory receptor activity.
AUGACCAAAGCCAGUGUAUGUACAUCUAUCCAAGCUCGGAAUUACACCUCCCAGCUGCAGGGAACAGAUACAUAUUAUGGGAAAGGAGAAGGAAGAAACCAAACACUCAUCAUGGAAUUCAUCCUCUUAGGGUUUGGGAAUGUCUCUGAACUGCAGCCCCUUCUCUUCCUCGUGUUUCUAGUGAUCUAUGUUGUGACUGUGGCAGGGAACAUCCUCAUUGUUGCGCUACUUGUGACUGAUCAGCACCUUCACUCCCCCAUGUACUUCUUCCUGGGGAACUUGUCCUUCCUGGAGAUCUGCUACAGCUCUACCCUCCUACCCAGGCUGCUGGCCAGUCUCCUGACUGGGGAUAGAACCAUUUCUAUUAAGGGCUGCAUUCUGCAAACAUAUUUCUUUGGUAUCCUGACAGCUACAGAAUCUCUGCUGCUCGCGGCAAUGUCUUAUGAUAGGUAUUUAGCGGUAUGCAAUCCACUCCGCUAUGCUGCUCUGAUGAAUGGCAGGAUUUGUUGCCAGCUAAUGGCAGGGUCCUGGAUAAGUAGCUUUCUAGGCUGCACCACAAUAAAUAUUUUCUUGUUCAAAUCAAAAUUUUGUGAUUCCAAAGAAAUCAACCAUUUCUUUUGUGAUUUUUCACCAGUAAUAAAGCUGUCCUGUGGUGACACCCAGAUUGUGCAACUGCUGACAUUUAUUGUCUCUGCUCUAGGGACACUUGUGCCCUGUCUACUGGUCCUGACAUCUUACAUUCGUAUCAUCACCACCAUCCUGAGAAUCCCGACUACCACAGGGAGGCAAAAGACCUUUUCCACUUGCUCCUCUCACCUCAUUGUGGUUAUAGUUUACUAUGGGACACUGAUUACUGUCUAUGUGGUUCCAACAGCCAAAAAUCACAAGGUCCUACACAAACUAUUCUCUGUCUUCUACACAGUCCUGACUCCCAUGAUCAACCCUGUAAUCUACAGCCUGAGAAACAAGGAGGUCAAUGAGGCCUUGAGGAAAACUGUUUUUAAACUAGUUGCUUUUAGAAACAGGCAUGGAAGCUUAAAGGACAAAUUUUAG